Molecule: messenger RNA, 2664 nt
Organism: Dendronephthya gigantea
Lineage: Eukaryota; Metazoa; Cnidaria; Anthozoa; Malacalcyonacea; Nephtheidae
Exons: 8
Coding region: 483-2573 (696 amino acids)
Source: RefSeq, a predicted model, not a curated record
CGCGAAGGCUUUGCUGCCAAAUUUCAGUUUUAUCAUACCAAAUAUCAUCUGCUGUUAAUAAUACAUAUAAUCCUAUCGAAAUAUUAUGGUAAUCUAACUGCCAGGUUAAGAAUUUAAAAAAGCGGCAUGAGGGCACUUAUAGACUAAUGGGAAAUUUGUUUCGUAUCCAAAGAUGGAAUUAUAGUCCUAUAUUGAAAUAUACAGCUCUAAGUUUCUCACACGUAAUAUACCUUUAAUAGUUGCAAAUAAAGUUCCCUAUCGAGUAUUCGACCUUACUGAAGUUGGGCUAUUGAGAUAUGUGAAAUGUUUCCUUGUUUUGACGAUUUUAAAAGGAUUUGUCUGCCAAACAUCGAUCAUAUACCAUUCGGAACUGUUUAUCAAGCUCGGUAAUUUACUUGGGACAAUUUUACCAAGUUGAGGUGGUAACCGCGUCGACAGAAAUCACCGAAACUUUUCUAGACAUCCACAAUUCAUACAAUAUCAUGCUCGUAAGCACAUUUUGUGUUUUAAUCUCGUGCUUAUUUGUAAUCGAAGCUCAGUUCGUUAUUGACAGAGGUGAAAGGGAUGUUUUCAGAAAUCUAACGGGAUGCACGAAGGAUUUUUGCUACUAUUUACACGCGGAAGAGAGUAAAUUAGACCCGUGCGUGUGUCGUUGCCUUCCAAAAUAUCCAAUGUACAGGAAUCCAGACGUAGCUGUUAGUGGUGGAAUGGAGUUCACGAGCAAGGGAUACGGAGCAUGUGUCUGGCAUUCAAACCAUAGAUACGAGUGUUACCACAUUCGUAAACUUGGUCGAGGAGCUCACACCAGGGACGGUGAAGAUCCUUUGGAGUUCGAUUUAAGUGAUCAAGGGAGCCUAUUGGCAUAUGCUGACCAUGACCUGAGCUCAUGCGCCGGUGUCGAUAGUGCUAUUAAAAUGCCAGAGGAUAUUGACUUCACGCCAAUGCCUGGUUUACUGAAUGUUACUUAUCGUCCCGCGAAUGUUAUUCGCUUUGAGUGGACUGCCAGCGAAAAACGGUUUGAUGGAGGCAUUUUACGAGGUGUGUUAAAAGAUUGUUCAGAAAAAAUCUCCGAGAAUGAAAGAUGUUUUGUUGGAAAAGUUAUAGGCACCUAUAACGGUGGUAGUUGCGACGUGCGGGCAGCGAAUGGCGAUUGCUGUAUAUUUCCUUUUACUUACGAUGGCAAAGAGUACAACAACUGUAUCAAGAUAGGCAGUGAGGAGGCUUGGUGUGCUGUGAAAUUGCCAUUCUUUGGUAAUGAAACGAAUUGGAAGCAAAACUGUCUCCAAACUACCAAGGUUUUCCAAAGUUCUUUGGCAACGUUGGGUGUUUCACAGCAUAAAACAGAACCUAUCUCUGCAACCAAAACGGUGCUCAUACAAUCUUCAACCUCUAUUUUGCCAUUGGUAUCCACUCAAGUUUUAAUAUCUGCACACACGAUGGAUAUACGCCCACUGGGUCCCAACCCUGUACCAAAAGCUACUAUGCCGAUUUCGAAGGAAAACGAGACUAUUAGCUUCGAUAAAAGUAGCACGCAAAUACUGACCCAAUUAUCGACCACAAAUAUUGAUCGUGCAUCAUUGACGGAUGAUAACACAUCUUCAAUCAUUGUCAUGAAAACAAUGGUUAAUUAUAAGUCAUCGAUCGUUGAUAAGGCACUCCACAAUAAAACGUCCGCAAUCACCCGAACAGCGGUGGCAAAUAUCACGUCAGAAACUAUUCAUGAAAUUACCCCGUCUCCUGAAAUUAAGAAGUCUAUGGAUUUUACAUCAUCGGUGAGUGAGUAUAAAUCAUCGAUAGUUGAUCAUGUUUCCGGACAGUCUAUUAUUGACGCUACUGUCAAUACACUAACUCCAAGUGAUUAUACAUCAGUAAUUAUCGCUCAGGUAUCACCCUCAAUCCCCAUUACCGAACAAUCUACAAUUGAUCAUUCAUCAACAAUUUCAUCAUCAGUUUCAUCAAUAAUUGUUGGUCAGAUAAUAUCAGCAAGUAACUCUAUCUCAAAAAUGAGUGACCAUUCAUCAUCAGUAUCUGACCAUGAAAGGCUGUUUAGUGGUUAUAAACAAACACUGUCAAUAUACACUGUCAACACCACUCAAUAUAAACAGACGUUUAUAACUGGCUCAAAUAAUUCAUCGCAGAUAAUCGCAACUUCAACAAACGUGCAGAUGACGUCCUCAAUCAGCUCUGCUGUUUUGCCAGAAACGAAAGCAACUGCCUCCGAUGGUAAUAACGUUGCCAUCAUCAUAGUUAUUGUCAUGGCUGCGGUGGCAUUUGUGGUAAUAUUUUUCGUAUGUUGUCUAUUCCUUGGUCGUCGUAAAUGGAAGAACAGGACCAAGAAAUAUAGAGUAAUCAAUAAAAAGACGGGUGGUCAAGCAACUCAAUCGCCAGCCACGCAACGCACGGACACAGAAAAUCCAAUUCAAAAUGAUAUAGUCAAUGUGGAGGAAUCCGGGAGUGAAAUGGCCGAAACAGAGUUCACAAUUCCGGAGAAAAAUGCUAAAGAAAUUUCCGAUGGCUUCGAUAAGCCAGGUGAAAAGCAAUGUGGACCAGAAUUUAUGACCUAUAGGUUGUGAUUUGUUGUUGAACACUCAACUGUCAGAACCAACUGAGAAAGGUCUGAAACGCAAUAAUUUGCGACUUGAAAAUUAUAUUGUAAUCAUUAUU